Prorocentrum cordatum is the source of this 2945-nucleotide messenger RNA. Lineage: Eukaryota; Dinophyceae; Prorocentrales; Prorocentraceae. The record is from the annotation of a GenBank genome assembly.
GGCCCGAACGCAAGACCAGUUGACACGCUCGUCUGUCACGCGCAGCUUGCCAAAAUCUGAUUCUCAAGCCCCGAUGCAGUACUCCAGGGUGCUCGCGGGCGUCGCCCUGCUGCUUGCCGCCGUGGACGUGGUCGGGGGCGACCAGACCAGCGGCCAACAGGCAGGCCAGCCAGCUGGCCUCGUGGACUGGGGAGAGGGCAAGAAGCUCCUCAAGCCCAACGGGUCGGUGCUCGUCCCCGGGCGCAUCCCGACGGAGGUCCGCCCGAGCUCGCUGAAGCCACGCUCCGCGCUGAACGAGCUCGGGGGCGCCGCGCCCGCGCCCCCGGCGCCCGGAGCGCCACCGGCGGCCUCGCUGGUCGAGCUCGCGGGCCUCGCGCCCGAGCUCGGGGAGGACGCGGUGAAGGCGCUGAACACGGCCUUGAACGUGGUCGGCAAGUCGGGCUCGGAGCAGCUCCGCAAGAUCGUGAAGAGCUUCGAGCCGGAGUACAUGCUGGCUGGGGGCACCUCGCAGGCGAAGGACUCGCUGAUGAUGAUGCUCAUGGGGCUGCCGUUCGCCUUCCAGGCGGGCGGCAUCGGCACCCGCGUGCCCUGCCUCUACCGCACCUUCAAGAGCGAGAACGCUUCCAUGGAGGUGACCAUGCGCUACCACGACGGCCUGAGCCAGGACGGCGAGGUAUCGCCCGAGAGCGUCGUGGGAAAGAUCGAAGAGCACAUGGGGAAGUACGCCACGCCAAAACCUGGCCGGUUCGGGGAGGACCCCAUCGAGAUCUUGGUCAGCGGACCCGAGCUGCAGGGGGCCGUCUAUAAGAACAUGAUGGGCCGGGUGGUGGGCAGGGACCCCGAGUCGGUCAAGAAUUCGCGCGACAUCGACGAGAUCUACAAGCACCACGUCAGCAGCCCCAACGUCCAGCUGAUCGCGGUGGAGAAGGCACAGACGAACCCUGCCAACUCGAUGAUCGCGCCCUUCGCUUCCCAGAUCGACCCCACGGGGAAGCGCACCAUCUGGGUGAAGACGUGGGCGGACUAUGGUAUUUCUGAGAAGAGCGCGGAGAGCGGGAGCACGUGCCGCGAGGUCCAGAACUACUUCCGCGAGAUGGACUUCGAGAAGCCGCCGGGCAGCCCCCCGACCUUCUGGAUUGCCACCGUGGAGGCCAAACCGUACCUGCAGGACCCGAGCCUCUCAUUCGAGGAGCGCCGGAAGGAACUCGAGAACAACAUCGCGAAGAAGGAGGCCAAGAUGCAGGCCUUCAUCGACGGGUGGAAGGCGAAGGGGUGCUUCUUCGAUUUCGAGGACAACAUUAAGGUGACCAAGCUCCGGAAGUAUCUGUCCGAUCGCCACGGCCAGACCAUCACCGCGAAGCUGCCGGAGCUCAUCCAGGCCCUGGAGCGAGCCAAGGAGUCCAUGGAUGAGCAGGUGCUGCACAUGAAGGACGAGCUUGAGAGCAUGCCCGGGGGUGACUCGCCCUCGUCAGAGCUCCUGCAGCUCAUGAUCACCUACAAGGCGCUGUUCGACGAGCAGAUGAUGGGCGAGCGAAGCCCGCCAGCCGCAGGGCUGAGCUACGUGGAGGUCCAGAAGAUCCAGGAGAGCGAGUUCCACACGACCGCGGCCCAGCUGGCCACCGAGCUGCUGGCCAGCUGGCGGGAGAGGGGCAACCCCGAGCACAUGGACGAGGCGUUCGACCGGCGGCUCGAGGAGGUGGCCCGCAUGCUGAACUACCCCCAGGCCAAGCAGAAGCUGAGCAUCACGGGCCACCACUGGACCCACAUCACCAACAUGUACAUGCUCCUGGUGCGCUCGCUCCGAGAUCUCAUCGAGCGGCGACCCCUGACGUGGAACCUGGGCGCCGUCGGCAUCGCGGGGCCCAACCUGUGCAACGCAGCGGCCAGGGAGGCGCGCGACGUCUUCAUGACGCAGACCUCGAAGUUCGGCCAGCACCUCAUGGUCUUCGGCAUGCAGUGGCUGCUCGAGAAGCACCAGCGCGUCGUGCGGAAGCUCCUCAUGGCGAUGCCCCGCAACAGCGCCUACGCGAGCGACGCCAUGCUGAACGCGGAGCUGGACGAGGUCGAGCAGUUCUUUCUCGAGAAGUGGACGCGCGACUUCUCGAGCAGCUUCGAUGUGCAGCUCAGCAAGGCGACGCUCAAUAUCCAGCAGUUCAAGAUCCAGAAUAUGCUGAACAACAUGGGGAAAGGCGCGGAGGGCGCCACGACGAACACGGAGUACGCCAUAACAGCCUGCUCGGAUGUACCUGGCGCCGAGCUGCAGGCCACCUGGCUCAAGACGCUGGAGUUCCCCUUGUGCAGGUGCUCCGUCGAGGGACAGGGCGUGUUCUGUGGGACCGAGAGGGCAGCCGACCGAUCGUUCAACGCAACCGUGGUGAGGGCCCAUCCGGCCUGCGCCUACAACGAGCCUUACUGCGCCAAGGCGCCUCAGAAGCACGAGCUCCGCGACUUGGCCGUGCUCUUGGACCCCGUGCCCAAGGACUGUGGCAGCCUUUACGAUGAGCUCAUAGACAGCUCCGUGGAUGACAUGGUGAUGUGGGUUGGCACGGAGAUGUACCACAUGCUCCAUGGAACCCGAGGGGGUAUUUUGAAACACCCGGCGCUCGCCGUGGAAAUGUACAACAAGCUCAAGGGGCAGAAGACCGAAGACUACGUCGCCAAGGCAUUCCCUAGCCUCGGCCAGCGGCGGCUCCUCUCCGAGAAGAUGGAGAAGACAAAGGUAGACGUCGAAGAGAUCACGGGCGCGCUCGCCUACUUCCAAGACGCGCUGACAUCGGGCAAGAACAUCCUGGCGUAGGCCUUCAGGUGUGCCAUGGCCCGACUUCGCGCUGCAAUCGCGCGGCCGACACACGCAUUCGGGCAAGCCCUUUUGGAAUGCUGGAGCCCCAGACGGGACCCACAGAAUUCGCCCUCCCCUCCUCCUCCUCCGCCUCCUCCUCCUCCUC